AACGAGCCUUGGGAAUGAAAAUCGAAGGAACAAAAUAGCACCUAAUCAGAUCACAUGUAUCAGUCUUUUAAUCUUGUUAUCCCUUGGGCGAAACAAAGCAAAGAUGAAGAUGAGAAGUGCGGCAUUGUCGAAUGCUGUUGCUGGUAGCACUGGUACAUCUUGCUCUUUAUCUUUCUUUCCUCCACGGAUGCAUCAAUGCAACACAAUUUCAUGCCGUCCAAGAUUUCUCCCAAAAAUUUUGGCGCUAUCAACCAACGAUAUCAAAGUGGGUACCAACAUAGAAGUUGACGGAGCUCCAUGGCGUGUAAUGGAGUUCCUGCAUGUAAAGCCUGGGAAAGGUGCAGCUUUUGUAAGAACAAAAUUGCGGAAUUAUGUGUUUGGCAACACAGUUGAUAAAACAUUUCGUGCUGGGGCAUCAGUGGAUUUGGCAAAUAUUGUGAAGGAAACAAAACAAUAUACAUAUAAAGAUGGUGCACAGUUUGUGUUCAUGGAUAUGUCCACAUAUGAUGAAUCCCGACUAAGCGAGACAGAAAUUGGUGACAAGAAAAAGUGGUUGAAGGAGGGCAUGGAAUGCAAUGUCCUCUCUUGGAAUGGACGGAUAAUUGAUGUUGAGUUUCCAAUUACUGUCAAGUACAAAGUUACUGAAGCGGAAGCUGGGGUGAAAGGAGACACAGUACAAGGUGGAUCAAAAUUAGUUACUUUGGAGACAGGUGCUGUCGUUAAUGUUCCUCUGUUUGUCAAUCUUGGUGAUGAGAUUCUUGUAGACACAAGGACAGGGACCUACACAAGUCGUGCUUAGGUGCUAUUUCCUAAUAAUUAUUUUCUAUAGGCUCCAAUUUUUCAGCAAAACAACAUUCUAACAAUAUUAUCAAUUUAUAUUUUUGAAUUUGUUAAUGCAUCUCUUGGCUGCAACUUCAAUAAUCUUAGUUUUGUA
This is a messenger RNA of Cryptomeria japonica (Japanese cedar), 934 nucleotides long. RefSeq lists its product as uncharacterized. The coding region runs from base 104 to 799 and encodes 231 amino acids. The transcript has 8 exons. Gene Ontology annotation, molecular function: translation elongation factor activity. Gene Ontology annotation, cellular component: cytoplasm. Gene Ontology annotation, biological process: translational elongation; peptide biosynthetic process. The record is from RefSeq and is a predicted model, not a curated record. Lineage: Eukaryota; Viridiplantae; Streptophyta; Pinopsida; Cupressales; Cupressaceae.